Nicotiana attenuata is the source of this 1151-nucleotide messenger RNA. RefSeq lists its product as uncharacterized. The transcript has 5 exons. The record is from RefSeq and is a predicted model, not a curated record. Bases 138 to 1031 code for a protein of 297 amino acids. Gene Ontology annotation, cellular component: chloroplast. NCBI's taxonomy places the organism in Eukaryota, Viridiplantae, Streptophyta, Magnoliopsida, Solanales, Solanaceae.
AUUACAGCUAGUGUGACUAAAAAAAUCAAGAACCACAUAGACAAAAUCAUACCUUAUCCAAAUAUAGAGAAUGAAAGUAAGAGAGGUUCCAUCUCAUCCCCCAUGGGCUAGCUAGUAAUCAUGGGGAUACAAACGAGAUGAGCUUUUCUGCUGUUCUUCUUCCUUCUUCUUCUUCUUCUUCUACUACUACCAUUUCUCUUCCCACCAAUCACAAUAAGCUUUUCUCCUUCCACAACAUCAAUGGCAUCUCCACAAAGUUUAAUUCCAUUCAUAGAUUCUCCUUGCGAGUUGUUAAUGACUCCAAUAGGACAGAGUUAUCGACUUCGGAUGGUGAUAAGCUUGUAGAUGGAAUGGAUUUUGGGGAACUUUGCGAUGAAUUUGAAUGUAUUAGCAGCCCUUCUGUUGAAGCUACAGCUAGGCAACUUGUUCGAGAUAUUCUUGAGCUUCGCCAAGGCAAUCGUGCCCUUGGUACCUUUGCUCUUUCUGUCAAAUACAAGGAUCCAGUCAGAAGUUUCACGGGGCGAGAGAAGUACAAGAGACCGCUAUGGAUAACUGACGCACUGCAGAACGCUAGAACGAGUGUGCAAGAAAUGGUGAUGUUAUCAACGAGUGUGUUGAAUAUUAAGUGGACAAUUAAAGGAAAGCCAAAGUCUAUACUUGCUGCCAUAGGAGGGGAUCUGAUCAUCAAAGUGAACUCAAAAUUCACUUUGAACCAAAUCAGUGGGCAAGUAGUUGAACAUGAAGAGCUCUGGGAUUUAUCAGGAUCAUCCGUCAUCGCUCAAGCUUAUUUCUGGGCAUCGCGACGUCUCUUUGCCACAGUUGAAGCUGGGAAAGAUGUUGCUGAUUUUGUGAAAGACUUGAAUUCUAAGUCUACUUCAGAGAAUAAAAACAUGGAUGUUUAUCCUGACCCUUAUGGUGAUCCAAAAAAGUUCUUUCAAAGGGAUGACAGCUUCCAAAGGGAUUUCUACCAAAUUGCAUUGCUCCUAGCAGUUAUAUAUUUUGUCGUACAGUUCUUGAAAACAACUUUAUGAGACUUUUUCCCAAAUUGCUAUAAGUAAGAUUGUAUAAUUGUAAUUAUUAAUUGAUGUUUGUAUCUAAAUACAUACUUAAGGAAGAUUUCAUAUCAAAAUAUAUUUUGUUCCUUUAGUUAA